AUGAAAAAUUAUGACAUAAAAAACUCUUUAAAGAAUAAUAAAAACAAUAUAUCAACUUUAGAAAAAAAAAAUGAAAUAAAUAAUAACUAUAAAAAUGUUGACAACAAUAGCAUUAAUGAUUCUAUUAACGAAAAGAAACUAGAUAACAUACAAUAUUUAAUAAAAAAUAAUGAAAAAAGAGAAGACAGAGAAUUAAAAAAUAUAUUUGAAUUAAAUGAACAAAUAGAAGAUAUAAAUUCAGAAGAUAAUAUAAAAAUAAAAGAUAAUAAAAUAGAAAAAAAUACUGAAAAAGAAGAUGAAAGAUACUUAACUUACUGUGAUGAUGGAUACUUAAGAGGUUUAUUGAAAAAUGCUGUUGUUAGUUCUAGUGUUUAUAUUUUUCUAGGAACAAAAAUAAUAUCAUUUUUAAAUGAGAAAGAAAGAUAUAUUUGUUCAUUUGCUUGUAAAUUGUUAUUUUUUGAGGUAUAUUCUUUAAAUAAUUUAAAAGAUUUAUAUAAAAACAAAUUUAUUAGCAAUGAAAAAAGAUGUUUUAUAUGGAAGGCUAUAUUACUAGCUGAUAAUACAUUUAUGAGUAAAGAAUUAUAUAAAAAGUUAAAAAAUAAGAGUAGUGAUUUUGAUAAGAUAAUUGAAAAAGAUAUAUAUAGAACUUUUCCUCAUAAUCCUUACUUUUUAAAUAAAAAGGAAAAUAUGCAAAAUAAAUUAUUAGAUAUUUUAAAAGUGUGCUCAUUAUAUUUUAAAAGUGUUGGUUAUUGUCAAGGAAUGAAUUAUGUUGCAGCUAUAUUCUUAUUAGUUUUUCAAAAUAAAUUAGAUACCAUUAGAUGUUUUAUUUCUUUAUUAACAAACUUUAAUUUAAAAGGAAUGUUUAUAUAUAAUUUCCCAGAAUUAAAAAAAGUUAUUUAUCAACUAAAUAUAUUGAUAAAAGCAUACAUACCAAGGCUAUUUUAUUUUUUUAAAAAAAAUAAAAUAAAAAUUGAUUUUUUUUGUAUUAAUUGGUUUAUGACAUUAUUUUCUCUUGAUCUUAGUCUUGAAAAUACUCUUAAACUGUGGGAUAUAUUUUUUUUGUUUGGAUUAAAAAUUUUAAUUAAGUUAAGUUUAGUUAUUUUAUAUUACCAUCAAAAAAAAAUCCUUACUAUGCCUUAUGAUGAAGCUUUAACAUUUCUUAAAUCAAUUACAAAAUCACCUUUUAUUAAUUAUCUAUUUGAUGAAAGGAACUUUUUUAAUUACAUGAGAAAAUUCAAGGUUACCAAUAGAAUUCUUAGGCAAAUAAUUAUGCUAAAGAAAAACCACGAAAAAAUAGAAAUUCAAGUAACAAAAAGGGACGGAAAGAUAAAAUGUACAGUUAUAUCAAAAAAUAAUUCUAAAAAUAAAAUAAGUAAUAAGAAUAAUUAUCACCCAAUAAAUCGUAGUAAUUCUAUUCAUAAUCAAAGUUAUUCAAAGAAUAUGAAGUAUGAUUAUGAAUAUAUGAACAUUAAAUCAAACAAAAGAAAUAUAUGUAACUCCAACGAUAAAAUAGAAAAUGAUAUAAUAAAACAUAUAAGUAAUAAUGAUAUCAAUAAAAAUGAAAAUAUUAAUUCAAAAAAAAAUAAUACAUUCAUUGAAACAAAUACAUAUUACGAUUUCAAUUUAACUAAAUCGUUUGAGUAA
Molecule: messenger RNA, 1644 nt
Organism: Plasmodium relictum
Lineage: Eukaryota; Apicomplexa; Aconoidasida; Haemosporida; Plasmodiidae
Product: GTPase-activating protein, putative
Exons: 1
Coding region: 1-1644 (547 amino acids)
Source: RefSeq, a predicted model, not a curated record